UAUCACCUGAUUCUCCUGAUUUGGAUGAUAGUGAAACUUCUUUUCCCGAUCUACAUCCUAUAUCGCCCGAUGUACCACUAGAUCAACAUGAUCUUUGCUCUGAUCCUGAACUUGAAGUUAUUACGUACGACAUAUUGCAAACAAUUUUGGCCCUUGAUGAUGAAGCUCUGAUCUACGCACCGGAUAUUUUCACGCUGGGUUCUUUAAUUUAUAUUAAAGAAAAAUUUUUUCCACAUCUCCCUUCUGAUCCAAUUACAGCCUCUGUUGAUGACCCUUCUUUGGAUGCUGAUAAUCCUCUUUCAGAUUCUUUACAGCAGUUGAAGUGUUUCGGUAAACGUAAACGUAAACGUAAUCGUAAUCGUAAUCGUAAUCGUAAACGUAAUCGCAACAAAAAGAAAAACAAACAAAAACCGCCUGCAUCUAAUGAAGAUUCUAGAUUUUUGCGCUCUCAUGGUGUCCCUUUUGUUAAUGAUCCUCUUCCUGCUGCCAUGGCUCGCGCUAUCUGGGAUUGCAAAUAUUCUGAAUUGUUUGCCUCGCUUUUCUCUCACCCAUUGGAUCGUUACACUUAUGACCCGCUCAUGGAACCUUCAGUAUAUGACGCUUACGAUUUUCCUCCUCCUGCUAACGAUGAUAAUUAUUGUCGUAAUCCGUUCAACACUGACCAACCAGCACGGUUUCAAGCUUCGAUUGGCUGUUCUGCGUCUGACUUUCUCGAUCCAUUUAUAGCUGCC
Messenger RNA from Rhizophagus irregularis DAOM 181602=DAOM 197198, 731 nucleotides. RefSeq lists its product as uncharacterized. The record is from RefSeq and is a predicted model, not a curated record. NCBI's taxonomy places the organism in Eukaryota, Fungi, Glomeromycota, Glomeromycetes, Glomerales, Glomeraceae.